CUGAGAAUGAAAGGACAAGGUGCAGGGAAGGAUCCUAAGGCUAGUGAAAAGUCAAAGGAACGGGUUUCCGCUUCCCUCCAGGGCGGUGGGUGAGGCAGUGAGGCCCAGGCUCGACCAGAUAGCGCCGCUAUGUGGCCCCCGGACGCAGAGCCAGAGCCCGAUCCGGAGUCCGCGCACGGCUCCCGAAGUGGCAGGACAGUGCCGGGACUCCGAGCCCUGUUGCCCGCGCGCGCCUUCCUCUGCUCUCUCAAAGGCCGCCUCCUGCUGGCCGAGUCGAUCUCUGGAAGCCUCUGGGAGGCGUGGGGCAGGUCUUUGAAUCCACUGGCCACUGGCUACAGUCCUACCUGCCCAGUACCCCUUCAUGGAAAAGGAGGUCUUUCAUUCAUUACCUUCAUCUGCUAUGUGGUGUCCUCGGCAUCUGCCUUCCUCACAGUGCCUCUGCUGGAGUUUCUGUUGGCCGUUUACUUCCUCUUUGCUGAUGCCAUGCAGCUGAAUGACAAAUGGCAGGGUUUGUGCUGGCCCAUGAUGGACUUCCUGCGCUGUGUCACUGCUGCCCUCAUCUACUUCGUCAUCUCCAUCACUGCUGUCGCCAAAUACUCAGAUGGGGCUUACAAAGCAGCUGGAGUUUUUGGCUUUUUUGCCACAAUUGUGUUCGCAAUUGACUUCUACCUGAUCUUUAAUGAAGUGGCCAAAUUCCUCAAGCAAGGAGACUCUGGGAAUGAGACCACAGCCCAUAGGACAGAAGAAGAGAACUCCAACUCGGACUCAGACUCUGACUAAAGGCCUGUCUGCGCUUAACAACUAGAGCCACUCGGCCCUCUCACCCACGCUGUCCUGACGGGGCUCCUGGAGCAUGGCAGGAAUGCCCAUGGGAGAACAGACCGAGGAGCCAGUCUCUCGAGAUUACACUCCCGAGGCCUCACAUUCAAAAUUGCUGUGUUGGCUUGGCACUGCUGAGCUAGCGUGGUAGGGCACGUUGACUACCCUUCCUUCUCCCCUUUCUGUCCUUGAACCCCUUUAACCUCACUGCCCCCACUGAAGCACACAUCAAACGGAGCCAAUCACUACAGUUCGUGUGGCAGCAUGGGGGUGGGGUGGGACUUCCUUUUACUAACAGGGACAGAUAAAACCACAGCAGGCUGGACCAACAGCCCCAAACCUGCACUGCAUUGAGAUGACUUUCAGGAACCUUUUAUUCAAGAAGUUUCCCUCCUCACUGUGAAAUAGGGAGAAACCUAGCUAGCCAAGUCUUCCAUUAGAGGUCUGAGGCCUUUUCAGAAAGGAACCCAAAGAUUUGUUUACUAGGGCCCACAGACAGGGAGCCAACCAGUAUAGUGGCAGUGACUAAGUCACAAGUGGCUGGGCAGGCCCAGCCAGCACUCUCUUCCUGGGGAUCCUAAAAGACAAAGUGCUUCCUCUGGACACCUGGGCAGGACCACUGGUGACAUGGACCUUCUCUGUAGUCCCUUGGGGGCCGUUACUGUGUAUGUGUCUUUGAUGGUGUUUUCUAACUUUUUUAUAUUUUUUAAUACAAAAACAAUGUAACAAAUGGUCUUUUCUGUAACCUAAGAGGCCCCAUGAAUGAGGGCCCAUGUCUUGGCAUUUAUAACCUUUUUAUCUUGCAUGUGAAUUUCCUCCCUUAAAAAGAACGUCACAAUGGAUUAAAACAAACUGACUACA
Mus caroli (Ryukyu mouse) is the source of this 1680-nucleotide messenger RNA. RefSeq names its product CKLF like MARVEL transmembrane domain containing 3 (gene Cmtm3). The record is from RefSeq and is a predicted model, not a curated record. NCBI's taxonomy places the organism in Eukaryota, Metazoa, Chordata, Mammalia, Rodentia, Muridae. Gene Ontology annotation, cellular component: membrane.